Hemicordylus capensis (graceful crag lizard) is the source of this 6880-nucleotide messenger RNA. It is a transcript of the gene PAX7, whose product is annotated as paired box 7. Gene Ontology annotation, molecular function: RNA polymerase II cis-regulatory region sequence-specific DNA binding; DNA-binding transcription factor activity, RNA polymerase II-specific. Lineage: Eukaryota; Metazoa; Chordata; Lepidosauria; Squamata; Cordylidae. Bases 412 to 1956 code for a protein of 514 amino acids. The record is from RefSeq and is a predicted model, not a curated record. Gene Ontology annotation, biological process: regulation of transcription by RNA polymerase II; anatomical structure development. The transcript has 10 exons.
GGGAACAGGGAGAAAAGCACCCGGCAGCCGCCAACUCCUGCGCCCCAGCAGCCUAGCCCCGCCGCUGCCGGCCUUCUCCUCCGGGGCGCAUUCCCGCCGGAGGCGCUCUCGGUUGCAGCCGGCCCUGUUCAAAUCUCCUACUGCCCCCCGCCCCCGGGGAAAAGGAAAAAAAAAACACCUCUGGUGGUUGGGGGGCUUCUGGAGCCCGGGGGGGCAGACUGGGCAGAGGCGAGCGCCUGACUCUUGCCAAGAGGGGAGAGACUCCAGGCGGGGUUUCUUCGCCCCCCGGUUUUUGCGAAAGAGUUGAGCCCCUCUCCUUCUCCUUCUCCUUCUCCUUCUGCCUUCUUGCUUGCAAUCUUCCAUUCCGCCGGCCCGCCCCGCCCCGUCCAUCCCAGCAGCCUCGACUGGAGCAUGGCUGCCCUCCCUGGGACCGUACCAAGGAUGAUGCGCCCAGCACCCGGACAGAAUUAUCCCCGCACCGGUUUCCCCUUGGAAGUCUCUACUCCUCUGGGCCAGGGCCGAGUCAACCAGCUCGGGGGAGUCUUCAUCAACGGGCGGCCGCUGCCCAACCACAUCCGCCACAAAAUCGUGGAAAUGGCCCACCACGGGAUCCGGCCCUGCGUCAUCUCCAGGCAGCUCCGCGUCUCUCACGGCUGCGUCUCCAAAAUCCUCUGCCGCUACCAGGAGACCGGCUCCAUCCGACCCGGGGCCAUCGGCGGCAGCAAGCCCAGGCAGGUCGCGACUCCUGAUGUGGAAAAGAAAAUCGAGGAGUACAAGCGGGAAAACCCCGGGAUGUUCAGCUGGGAAAUCCGGGACCGGCUCUUGAAGGAUGGCCACUGCGACAGAAGCACGGUGCCCUCAGUGAGUUCGAUUAGCCGGGUGCUCCGAAUCAAGUUCGGGAAGAAAGAGGAAGAGGAAGACUGUGAAAAGAAAGAGGAGGAUGGCGAGAAGAAAACCAAACACAGCAUUGAUGGCAUCUUGGGCGACAAAGGAAACCGGCUGGAUGAAGGCUCUGACGUCGAGUCCGAGCCGGAUCUGCCCCUCAAGCGCAAGCAGCGUCGCAGCCGGACGACCUUCACCGCCGAACAGCUGGAGGAGCUGGAGAAGGCCUUCGAGAGGACCCACUACCCAGACAUCUACACGCGAGAAGAGCUCGCCCAGAGGACCAAACUCACCGAAGCACGAGUCCAGGUAUGGUUUAGUAACCGGAGAGCACGGUGGCGCAAGCAGGCAGGAGCCAAUCAGCUGGCUGCUUUUAACCACCUCCUCCCAGGGGGAUUCCCGCCGACCGGGAUGCCAACUUUGCCCCCCUACCAGCUGCCGGAUUCGACCUACCCAACCACCGCUAUUUCCCAAGACGGAGGAAGCACCGUGCACAGACCCCAGCCUCUCCCGCCGUCCACCAUGCACCAGGGGGGUCUGGCAGCCGCUGCCGCCGACUCCAGCUCAGCCUACGGGGCCCGGCACACUUUCUCCAGCUACUCCGACAGUUUCAUGAACCCCGCGGCUCCGGCGAACCACAUGAAUCCUGUCAGCAAUGGCCUCUCUCCACAGGUUGCAAACGCAGGCUUCCAUGAUACAGAAGACAUGCUAGUCAUGAGCAUCCUGAGCAACCCCAGCGGGGUCCCUCCGCAGCCCCAGGCCGACUUCUCCAUCUCCCCCCUCCACGGCGGCCUGGACACGGCCAACUCCAUCUCGGCCAGCUGCAGCCAGAGGAGCGACUCCAUCAAGUCCGUCGACAGCCUCUCCACCUCCCAGUCCUACUGCCCGCCCACCUACACCACCACCGGCUACAGCGUGGACCCCGUGGCCAGCUACCAGUACGGACAGUACAGCCAAACUGCUGUUGACUAUUUGGCCAAGAACGUAAGCCUGUCCACACAGCGUCGAAUGAAGCUAGGAGAGCAUUCGGCCGUGCUGGGCCUCUUACCGGUCGAAACGGGCCAAGCUUACUGAUGGCAUUCACCCAUCUCGGUGCUUCUACACCUGCCACUAAAGAGAAGAAGAAUCCCACCUCAGCCACCGUCCUUCCAAGGAUCCACCACUAGCCACACCCUGCUCCUUCCAGAACCCAGAAGAACGCUGGAUCCGUGCCAUCUUGCGUCCGACCUCGAAGGGCCAAGGGGAUGGGAAAGAGGAGAACUCUCCACCGUUCAAAUCCUUACUGCGCACACCUGUUACAAAACAAUCUGCUCACGGUGACUUUGAUGCCUUCCGCGGCCAGAGACGACGAGUUUGGUCCAAUGAGUGUUUCGGUGUUUUUGCUCUCUCGGCCAGUUGUGUGUGCAGCCAGUGCUUAUGGGCCUUCCAUUGAUGUCUCAUUCGGCUUAGUCGCUGUGGAAUCUGUUUACUUUGUAAUUAUAUAGAUAGAUAGUUAGAUUUUUCCUUUCUUUCAUGCCCCCCUCCGCCUCCUCCAUUUUGUUCUUGUACAUGAUCAGCUGUGAAGGAGGAAUCCUGUUGAUUCGUAAGUGUUGAUCGGGGGACCAAAUCGGAGAGGUCGUGACCAAAUACGGAGGACACCCAAGACCGAGCGAGCGAGGGGGCCACCAGUUUUCCUAUUGAUCCAUACCAGACGCCAAGGACCAGGUCACCAGAUGUGGGGAGAGAUUUGAUGUGUGUGUUUUCAGGGACCACUCUAACUGCAAGAUCAUGGGAUGGAGUUUUGAGAGUGCUGCAAGUUAGGAGUGCUGAAUGCCAUGCAGUUUCCUUCCGGAGACUGACUGCUUAUUCCACUGGGAUUGGGUGCAGAAAAACAGAAGCCAUCCAAACAGCAAUAAGACCACCUGGUAGCAAUAUGGUCAACCAAGAUGGGCAGCAAUGGUGGGUUUCCCCCCCAAAGUUUCACCUUUUGCAGUCAUGUGGAAGAGGCCCAUCAAAAGAGGUUGGCUCAUGGUGGGUUCCUUAACUCAAACUUGGGUGGCCUACUGAAAUCUCAGGUGUAUUGAAUCUGUUCCUCUAGAAAACACAGCCACUGCCCAAUGGCGGGGAAUAUCAGUAUGGUUUGGGGUUGGCGCUGGUAGGGAGGAAUCCUUUUGCCGGAGAAUCUGUGGCCAGGAAGGUGGGUGUGCCCCUUGUUGUGUGGGAGGCAACCUAUCCUUAUUCCACGAGAGACCAACCACAAACCACACUCCGUUAGCAUCAGGGGCUGGACAACCCAGUUACUGGCCAAGCGCUGCCAGCACAGCAGGUGCUCUAGGGCUGACCCCCAGGGCCCUAGAGGAAGACCUUGUCUAAAUGGACCAGAGGUCUGAUUCUAAGGAAUCUUUCUGGGAUGCCCCACUAAAAUGACCAGUGCUCCCUCCUGUGAUUAAAACCACACACCCAGAAGCAUCCACGGCUGGGCCUGUUUAAUAAAGAGGAAUCAUUUCUUGUAUUCACAGAUUACGAGAUCACCAGUGAAACAUUUUGUAGGCAAAAAUUCAAGUCAGGGAUCUGAGGAAUAAUGGAAAGAUGAGGGCAAACGGAACGCGAGAGAGGGGAAAAUUAGAUUCUCAACCAAUUUCAAGUUCAGAGGUAUUUUUUUCCCCUCCUCAGAUUCAUUUCAGCUGUACCUCCAACUGUCUGCCGAUCAUCUUCCCCUUGAGAAAUUACUAGAUAGGGUGAAAGGCAGUUUCCAGUAGACAGAUUUUGCAUUGGGCUCUGUCCCCAGACCUCUCCAAAAUCUCUCCCACCCUUCCUACAAUAAUUUCUUGUUCCUAUGGUCAUCUGAAACAAUACUUUAACCUGGGAUUAAUUGCCUCCCUCAGAACAGGUACUUGCUCCUCAGACUGGAGCAAUUCAUAGGCAGCAGUCUGGACAAGGGGCAAGCAUCCUCCCUGGCUUUGGGAGCUCUGCGUGCUCUCAGUUUUCAUUCGUUUGCGAGUAAAACAUGCAAUCUCCUGCAGGGAGCAUGAUGGCCAAGGAUAGGACAGAUUCUGUCCCUACUCAGAUCCAGAGCAAGGGGAGAGGACCAGCCAUUCUAACCAGCAGACACUUUGCAAAUGGUCACAUUCCCUGCCUUCCUACCUGCUCUUUUACUCACACGCUCCUGAAAACUGGGAGUGUGCACAAGCUCUUGGAUCUACCCAGUUUACGGUUGUGUGAACAAGCCCGCUCUCUUAGGGACAGGACGGAAAUGGCUCCCGAUUUCCCACCCUUGUGCCCCGUUCCCAGUUUCCUUGUCUCCUCAUAUUUGUAUAUAGACUAAAACAGAUGGUGAGACAUCCCAGGCCCUGUUCUGUGCAGGAUCAAGGAUUUCUGAGAGAGGGUUAGGGGCUGGGGAACUUCAGACGAGGAGGGCCCGAUGGCCCCAGAAGAGGUUUGUUUUUAAGAUGAUGUCUUAGCAAGAGAGAUACUGCAGGUUGGUUUCAACCAGAAGACUGCCAGGCUCCUUUCCAACGCGGACACUCUCUAUGAUUCUAUCAACACUGAGAAUCUUAUAGAUGCGAUGGUACGAUGCUAGUCCUCAGUGAGGCUGGCCACUUCCCUUUGCCCUUAGAAUGCACAAACAUCUAAGCCACUGCUGUUCAUAAAGAGCUGGGAGGAAUAAGGAGGAGGGGGAAAGGUUCCCAGUGCUAAGGCAGGUAGCUGAGGUCUUGAUAGUCAGAAAUCACACUUAUGGGAAUUAAUUGGGAACCUCCGUCACGUGGGGUCUGUUCCUAGAAAGUUGGCAUUCUCUCUCUCUCUCUCUCUCCACACAGAGCGUGCUGUGCUAGUUUUAUGUAUAUGUGUGUAUGUGUGUGUGUAUAUACACACACACACACACACACACACACACAUAUACACUUGGAAGGGAGCUAAAGGUUAGAUUUUUAUUUUUAUUUUUAUUCUUUUGCAUAUUGUAUCUUUUUAAAAAUACAUUCCACCAGCAGCUUUGGGGAUUGGGACAUGCUUGCUUGGGGGAAGAGGAGGAGAGUGCUUCUGGUUUUUUGUUGGUUUUCUUUCUUUUCUUUUAAAGAAUAUUAAAUUAGUGGGUCGAAGCAAUCCAAAGAGAGUUGGGGGAAUUGACUUCUGUUGUUUUCCCUUCUGAAGGGUACGAUGCCAGGAACUCUGGGGCAGAUUCCGAACAAAGGUGGAGGGUAGGCUGCCAGCAAAGACCUCUCUCAGUAGAGCCCAAGGUCAAGCAGAGGGCUCGAUCCGGACAGAGCGGACAGGGUGCACCCCCCCCCUCCCUGCCCGCUCCUGCCUUGCUGUGGGGCAAACAGUCUUUGAAACUCCUCUUGUCUGCAAAGUGCUUGCUGAGCGACUUGGCAAGGGAGCUACUCCCUGGGAAACACAAGCUGAGUUUUCCUUUUGCAUGUGCAGCACGAGCCUCACAGUUCCUUACAUCCGGUCCAGCCUUGGCCCUCGCCAGAAUAUACACAGUCCGAGGAAGGAAAUUCAAAAUAAAAUGUAACAUUUAUCUGACAUUUUUGGCCCCGUAAGACUGAACCAAAAUGAUCUCAAUUUACGCAUGUGUAGUGUAGGAACAGAAGGGGGCCACUUUUUAACACCCGCCAAACAGAAUGCAGUUUCGCUACUGAUCAUUUCCCUCCUUCGUCUCCCUCCUCGCCCUCACUGGCCUUCGCUUUCCCUCCCACCUUGCCUUCACUGCCCUUGGCUUCACAUUGAUUGACCCACAUUUGCUGGUCAAUGACCGAAUGAACUUAUAACUUACAGCUUGAUUGACCCACGUGCCACAUUGCCGGACAAAUCCGACUGGCCAUGCUGAUGCAUGUGAACUCUUUUUCUCAGUGCCAUCACAGUACCACAGCCCUCCAGUGCGAACGGUUUUGGGUUUGGGUGAUCCUUCUUAAAAAGAAAAAGGCUGUGCUAAACCAACAACCCAACCACAGCGAUGCAUUCCAUGUCGAUUGACCAUUCCAGUGGAGAACUGACCAAGUUCUUACGAUGCUUCAGCCUGAAUUCCCUGUCCCCGUCCCCCGCCCGGCACACGUUCAAAAGCUUCCCGGCCCAGACUGUGCCAUUCAUUCCCAUAGCGAGUUUCGGUGCCGCCAGUCGGUUUGUGGAGCACGUUCGAGGGUUCAAAGGGCUGCUCGGGCAUUAUCUGGUUGUAGUCCUUGCAACACCCUCCUUCCCCCACCCCCCCGUAAGGUAAGUGAGCACCAUUGCCCCCAUGUUACAGGUGGGAUGACUGAGGCCAAGAGAGAGUGGCUUCCCUCCACCUGGCUAGAAAGGUCAUAGCAGAGUCCCAAUUCACGAUGUGCACAUUUUUAAAAAGCCAUGCUUGGAUCCAGAACGCCCACAGGAAUGAGUAUGGAUAAUGCUCAUUUAGGCACCCAUGAGUGGCUGCAUCCCUACCUAUGAAGCUGGGCUGCAGCAAUUCACUAGUUUCAUUUUUCUUGGGAAGAAACCAGGAACAGACUCUCAUCCCCUCCUCCGUGUCUCUCCCCCGUCCCCAGAGUUGUGUAUUCUUCUCUCCGCCGCAUCUGCCCACCACGGUUCCCCCCACCCACCCCCGGAAGAAUCCUCCUGCUCAGAAAAUGUUGUGUAUUUAAUGUUUCUAACGCGUCAUCCCUAACACCUCCAUAUACCCAGAUCUGGAGAGAUAUUAUCUGUAGCACAUACCUUAUUCCUAGUACUUGCAGAUAUGUUGCUUCCGUGUUCGAGUCAUAGCUAAUUUUGCUCCAUAUGUACACGUGCGUGAGUAUACAUCUGUAUGCGUGGCAAGGAGCGAGUGCACACUCCAGGGUGUGGGUGUGUGGGUGUGCGUGCGCGAGUGUGUGUGUGUGUGUGUAUGUAUAUAUAUAUAAUCACCCCAUAAUUUAUUCAGCUAUAUGGAGUACGUAGAGUAGAGAAAAAGAACCUGGUAUUUGCUUUAACUACCUGCUGCCUGUAGAUGUCUCUCUCUCUGUAACUCAGGCGUAACUGUUAUACAUUAAAAGAUGAGAAUUAAAUGCUA